GAACAGCCAGCCCAGUCUCUCCUAAGGGCCAUUUCAGCCCACUUCAGUCUAUUAGAUUGAAGACUCUGGAUGGCGAAUGGCUUCAGCAGAAGAAAAGGCCUGGAAGAAACGCUGGUUUAUCCUUCGGAGUGGCCGGAUGAGCGGUGACCCAGACGUGCUGGAGUACUACAAGAAUGAUCACUCCAAAAAGCCCCUGCGCAUCAUCAACCUGAACUUCUGUGAGCAGGUGGAUGCAGGCCUGACCUUCAACAAGAAGGAGCUUCAGGACAGCUUUGUGUUUGAUAUUAAGACCAGCGAGCGAACCUUUUACCUGGUGGCUGAGACAGAAGAGGACAUGAACAAGUGGGUCCAGAGCAUCUGCCAGAUCUGUGGCUUCAAUCAGGCCGAGGAAACCACAGACUCCCUGAGGAACCUCGCGGCCAGCCAUGGCCCACGCUCUUCUCCCGCGGAGCUCAGCAGCUCCAGCCAGCACCUGCUCCGGGAACGGAAGUCCUCCGCCCCUUCGCACUCCAGCCAGCCAACCCUGUUCACGUUCGAGCCUCCCACGUCAAACCACACGCAGCCUGCCUUGUCCACCAGCGCACCUCAGGAGUACCUCUACCUGCACCAGUGCAUAAGCCGGAGGACGGAGAACGCCAGGAGUGCCAGCUUUUCUCAGGGGACCAGGCAGAAGAGCGACACAGCCAUGCAGAAGUUGGCCCAGGGCAAUGGGCACUGUGUCAACGGGGUCAGUGGUCAGGUCCAUGGCUUCUACAGCCUUCCCAAGCCAAGCCGACACAACACAGAAUUCAGAGACAGCGCCUAUGACCUCCCCCGGAGCCUGGCCUCGCAUGGCCGUACCAAGGGCAGCCUCACAGGGUCCGAGACGGACAACGAGGAUGCGUACACCUUCAAGACGCCCAGCAACACCCUGUGCCGGGAGUUUGGGGACCUCCUGGUAGACAACGUGGAUGUCCCAACCACUCCGCUCCCAGCCUACCAGGUCCCUAGGACUUUCACACUGGACAGGAACCACAACGCCAUGUCUGUGGCCAUCCCUGGGGAGUCAGCCAUAGCCCCUCCUCCCCGGCCCCCCAAGCCAAGUCAGGCAGAAACACUUCGAUGGGGCAGCCCUCAGCAGAGACCCCCAACCAGCAACAGUAGAUCUGUCGCUGCCACAAUCCCCAGGCGCAACACACUCCCAGCCAUGGACAACAGCCGACUGCACCGAGCUUCCUCCUGUGAAACCUACGAGUGCCCUCCACGUGGUGGCGAGAACGCAGGCCGGUCUGCCGAGUCCAUGAGUGAGGGAAUCGCUUCUUUCCUGCCAGGGAAAACUGUGGUUGGUCGAUCCGACAGUACCAGUUCCGAAGACAACUAUGUGCCCAUGAACCCAGGUUCUUCCACCCUGCUGGCCUUGGAGCGGGCAGGCGAUAACUCCCAGAGUGUCUACAUCCCCAUGAGCCCAGGGCCACAUCCAUUUGACUCCCUUGGCUACGCUUCGACAGCCCUUCCAGUGCACAGAGGCCCCAGCCGAGGAAGUGAGAUUCAGCCACCCCCAGUCAACCGCAACCUCAAGCCUGACCGGAAGGCCAAGCCAACACCACUUGACCUGAGAAGCAGUGCUGUCAUCGAUGAGCUCCCCUUCAAGUCCCCUGUCACCAAGUCUUGGUCCAGGGCCAACCACACCUUCACCUCCAGCUCCUCCCAGUACUGCCGCCCCAUCUCCACUCAGAGCAUCACAAGCACGGACUCAGGAGACAGUGAGGAGAACUAUGUCCCUAUGCAAAACCCCGUGUCUGCAUCUCCCGUCCCCAGCGGCACCAACAGUCCAGCCCCUAAGAAGAGCUCCGGCAGUGUGGACUAUCUGGCUCUGGACUUCCAGCCGGGCUCCCCCAGCCCCCACCGAAAGCCAUCCACAUCAUCGGUGACUUCGGAUGAAAAGGUGGACUACGUCCAGGUGGACAAGGAGAAGACUCAGGCCCUGCAGAGCACCAUGCAGGAGUGGACUGAUGUGCGACAGUCCUCAGAGCCCUCCAAGGGGGCCAAGCUGUGAUGCGGGGCCACUGAGCCCAGAGAGGAGGCAGGAGGCACAUCUCCAGCGAGGGCUUCUUCUGUCUCCUCUCCCACCCCUUUCACUUCACUCUGCCACUCUCGGCCUUCAAAGCAUUGGCAUCAGGGCCCCUCCCUUGGCAAGUGAGGGCCCGACGGGGCACUUGCUGGGCCGGGGGACUUUACCACUAUCGGCUGUGCCUCCUCCACCCACCUUAGGAGAGGGUGCCAGCAAGCUUCCUCCUGUCCUCGAGACCCGACUGUGUCCACCCAAUCUUGGAGGGCAUCCAGCCACAGCACCACAGCUCCCCUCACCUGUGGGCCAUCUCCUGCAGGACAGGCAGGGCCCAAGACCAGCAGACCAAAGUGGACAUGGACUCUUCCACCCUGCCUUUUGUGGUGGGAGAGGCAAGGCUGCCAAAGCUGCAGUCGUUGAGAGUGAAGGGCAGAGGUGGACAAUUUUGUCUUCAGGGACAAGAAUUAGAUGUCCAGCUGCAGAGGCAGUGGGUAUUUUCAGGGUCCCCCAUUCCUAGGCCAAGAGCAUGUAGGGCCACUGCUGGGGAGUGCAAGAGGCAAAAGAAUAAAGGACAAAAUAAUGACAAGCGAGACAAACAGGGCAUGGAGUGACAAGGACUCUGCUCCACCACAGUAGGAUGGAAAGUCAUCCACUUCCUGAGCCUUUGGUGGGGGGCAGGCUGAGUAGGGUGAUUCAUGGAGUGGGAAUGCGCAGGUGACAGUGGGACGGACGUGAGAUAGAGUGAGCAGGGAACGGGCGCUGCAGGGAAGAGGUGCUGUGAAGUGGGCGCGCAGGAUGACCAAUGGCUGCAGGGUGCGUGCACAGGUGCAGAGCCAGCUCUGGGCCCCAGAGUGCAGGUAAACAGGGCCAGGGCCAUGCAGUGGGGCUGUGGCAGCAGCUGCUGCCCAGCUCUGCAGAGAAACCCAGAUGGCCAGCUGCCUAGCCCAGGGCUUGGCUGCGCUCUUAGCCCUGCAGUGCCACAGCUUGAACGGCCCCCGCAGAGGCAGCGAGCAGAGGCAGGGCAUGACCUAAGCUAGGCAGAGGGAUGGAGUUCUUAUGCCAAAAGUUCUUGACCAGAGUUCAGGGGCAACAGGCUAGGCCAGUGAUCUGUUUGCCUGGGGUGAAGAGAACUUUGUGCAUGCUCAUCUCGGCUCUUGCACUUGCAGGCACGCCUCUCAGACCCAUGGAACCACCCCCAGAAGCUUUCCUGGGAUAAGUUCCUUCCUUGGACGUUGCCCCUCUAAAUUUAACUCAGCAACUCAGAUCUUCAAGUAGCAGUUGCCAAGGCCAGGCACCAAGUCCUCACAGUUGUCCCUGAACUUAAGGUCAAGAUCAGUGAGAAAAAGGACUAGGACACAAGGUGACAGUGAUGGCUGUGUGAUGAGUGAAGGAACAAAGUGAGGCUGGUACCAAAGGCCAGGAGGGUGUUGACCAAGUGAGGGGGCCAUAGGAGUGGGUGCCCAGGCCAGGCCAGUCCUGAGCCCUGCAGGACAGGAAGUCGGAAGCUGGAAGGCUGUGCGCUUUGGAACAAAAGGGGUUUGAGGGGUGGCGGGGGCCUCACAUCUAAGUGCUAGGGACAUUCUUGGGGCUCCCUUGGGGGCAGGGUAAAACUGGCUAGGGCUCGCAGGGUGCUAGCUUGCUCUGCCUUCCCUGACUGUCCCUUAGGGCUUACCAGCAGGCCCACAUGGCUGAGUUUCUAAUGGUGCCUCCCGUGUUGAUCCCACGGUGCCACAGACAUGUUGCCAUGCUCUGAGUGCUAUGGGAAUGAAACUCGGCUGGAGUGUGCAGGGACUACGGUGUCCUAACGUGGGUGAGCUCCCAUGGCCACCUGCCAAACUCAGUGUGCAACUUGGGGUAAAGCUGGAAGGGUGGAAGCAGAGCUCUGGCUGACAAACUGCACACUCCCAGCUCCAACUUGCACCUGCUCUUCCAGGCCCCAAGAGGAGGUCAAUCCAGCUCAGAAAGCAGACCCUUUGCUGCCCGUGGGUCCAGUUUACCUGUCUUGGUGGCCUGGACCCCACAGCGGCUACCCCAGGCCCCAUCCCCCCAGACUGUGCCCAGCAGCUCUCCACCCACCCCCUGCUCCACCUCAGGAAAAGGAAUGGGAACCCCUGGAGAGCACAGUCUCUUACCUGGACUUUGGCUUGCCUGUCAGGUA
This is a messenger RNA of Octodon degus (degu), 4205 nucleotides long. RefSeq names its product GRB2 associated binding protein 2 (gene Gab2). The record is from RefSeq and is a predicted model, not a curated record. The transcript has 10 exons. Lineage: Eukaryota; Metazoa; Chordata; Mammalia; Rodentia; Octodontidae. Bases 77 to 2035 code for a protein of 652 amino acids.